AUGGACGCCCUGAGCUUUGCUAUGGGGGAGCGGGCUGCCGCUCUCCGGGUGAGCCACCUCAGAGAACUGAUCCAUGGAGCUCAGAUCGGGCAGCCUGUGGCCGACACCGCCAGCGUCGACAUGCUGUACUGCGACGAUGAGGACCAGGAGAUCGUCUUCAGCAGAAGUGUACACGGUGAGUGAAAAGAGUGAAGCUUUAAGAGGCUGUCCUGAUUAAUAUUUGUCAUUAUAGGUUCACAUUUGAUUAAGCAAAUAGUGAUCAGAUAUGACUUUUUAUGUUUUGCCCUGACUAGAUUCAUUUAUUAAGGCUAAGCUGCAACACAGUGCUGUUCAGUGUUCUGAUGCAGUAAUAAUGACACAGUUGGGAGUCAAUAACGCAAAGUACCAAACUUUAUAAAGAUUAGUUACUGAUAAAAAUAUGUGUAUUUAUAUUUAUAUUUUCCAAGUUGCAGAUUAUAUCCAAACAGAUGCCUAUAAAACUGAUGUUCACUGUUUUUUAGGUGACUCCUCCGAGUGUCUGAUUAAUGGUAGACAUGUCAGUCUGGCAAAGUACAUUGAGGAGCUGCAGAAAAUUGGCAUUUUUACCAAAGCCCGAAACUGUCUGGUGUUCCAGGUAAACACUCCUAUAAAUGGUUUUUGUUAUGCACUUACAUAUUUACAAAAUGCAAAGAAAACUGACAUGAAAGUACCAUAAAAUUCAUUGUAUAAGACUUACUUUUAAUACCUGUAGCCGUGUUGUACCGCAUCAAUGAUUAUGUCAAAACACACUGCACAUUGCUGGACAUAAAAACACACAAAUAUGUCAGAGAAAGAAAUCGGCCCAGCACAUAUAUAACACUGUAAGUAAAUGAUUUUUCUGUGCAUGGUUUCAAUUUCAGAACAAGUCUGUAACUCAUUUUGCUUCUUUUCAGGGAGCAGUGGAGUCCAUAGCUCUGAUGGACCCGAAAGAGAGGACCAAAAUGUUUGAGUCCAUCAGUCAGUCGAAAGAAUUUGCUGCAGAGUAUGAUCAGAAGAAAGAGGCUCUGCUGAAAGCUAAAGAGGACACGCAGUUUCACUUCAACAAGAAGAAAUCUGCUACCAUUGAGAGGAAACAGGUGUCCCGGGAGAAAAUGGAGGUAGAUUCACAGAAAAAGAGAAAUCUGAUAUCCCUGCCACUCUGAAUGAACACUUUAAGCAUCAUAUCUCUUUCUUGACUGAGCUGCCUCUUGGAAAUUUUGCUUAAAAACCUGGAAAUGAAUUAAAACAAUGAAUCCCAAAUGCCAAGCCUGUGCAGGUGUAUAAAGUAGCAGUAAUGGCUAGUUUAUGUUUGCGUACUCUCCCCCUCUUCUUUCCCAGGCUCAGAAGUACCAGACUCUUAUAGAUGAUCUCUACCAAAACCGCCUGCAGCUGGGUCUAGCUGAGCUGUACCAUAAUGAGAUAGGCAUCAGAGCCCAGAACGAUGCCCUUAGGGAGAGACAGCAGGCUGCAGAUGUCCAAAACAAUAAACUGGCGAAGGCGGAUAACACAGUCAAAACAUUCAAAAAGGAACAUGGACGCCUCAACAGAGAGCAGCAGCACAUGGAGAAGGAGAUCCUGUGAGUGUAGAUUGACUUUUUUGGCACAGUAUAUUUAUUUUUUGUCCCACAGUAUAUUUGUUUUAAAAGUCUCAAAUGUCCCUCAACUUGAAUAAACCUUCUCUCCCUCUGUCACUCAGUGCCCAGGAACAACUCCAGUCCCAGCGUCGCUCCCAGUACAUAAAAGCCAAAGUGAACACCUCCCAUCACUCGAAGAAAGCAGAGGAAGUCGAUAAAGCCCUGAGGAAGAGUCAGGCGCUGAUGGCAGCUAAAGAGCAGGAGCUGGCAGAAGGACGGCAGGAGAUCGCUGAACUGGAGAUGACCUGGAGGAGCUACGAGAAGCAGGCGCUGGUGAGGGGAGCCUCCCGGGGGCGAGACAUCGAUCUGGAUGAGGAUCAGGUGAGUAUGUGCCGCCUACUCUCCCAUCCAGUCAGAGAGGCAGCAGAGAGGUUGGAAGCUAAAGCUAUAUGUAAUUUAUUUUCCAAUGCAAAAUCAUACCACCCCACUGGUACUUCAAAUUAUGAAAUAAAAAAGUAGGUUAUUGGCUUAACAUCCUGAAUGUGUUUUUCUACUACAGCUGGAGCGAUACAAAGAGCUGAAGGAGCUGGCCAGAAAGCAGGGGGCUGUCCUCAGCCAGCAGGCGGAAAAGCUGCACUGGGAGGUCAGAGCGGACUACGAAAAAGUAGCCUUUGACCAACGCAGGAAGAAGGAAGUGGAGGUACUCAACUAUAAACCUUACACUAAGAUUUAUCUGUAUCUGUGAGCGAUUUAUGACUGGACUAGCAAAAUGUUGUCUUUGGCCCCUUGGUGUGCCGCAAAAACAAGUAACUGACUUAACUUGUCAUCAAGUUUUAGGUGGACAUGACAAACUUGGAGGCACAUAAUUGCUUAUAAUACACAUCAUCAUCAAAAUAAUGUAAAGCUUUGAUUAUUCCCACUCUUAGUCGUGUUUUGGUCUGAAACAGAAAUAGGCUUUUUGGGAAACAUUGUGCUCUUAAUUGUCAGUUUUUUACAGAGCAGUUUUUUUUUUAACAAACUUUAUCCAAAAAGUACUCCACAAAGGAAUGGAGAGCUAACCAUACAGUAAAACUACCGUAAAAUUACAAAAGCAACACAAAAAAGAUGAAGAUUUGUGGAGUCUGGCAUCGCGCACUGACGUUUUAAAAUACUGCAUAAGAUUUUUAUUUAAUGGCUGCUUUACUGAGACUCAGACUUCAACAUCCUCUGUUACAGGCUGCCAUCAAAAGCAACCAGGCGCAGCUGGAGGAUUUAACACGAAGAGCAGAGAAGUUAGAGGAAUACAACAAGACCUGCAAGUAUGUGGCAUACCUGUACAAUGUAAUACCAGCUGAUGAAAGCAUAUCUGUUCCCAACAGACUUUUGUUUGAAUGUAAGGUUGUUUAUCAGUAGCAGUUGAUGUGCAACCCCUGACAGAAACAGCACAUUGAAAAGAGGGACUUACUUCAUGUUUCAGGACUUCCCUUGAAGAGUAUCGUCAGAGGGAGAAGAGCCUGAGUGCGGAGCUGCAGCACGGCCACCAGCGCCAAGCAGAGGUGAACCAGGAGCUGAGUCAGGUCCUGGAGGAACUGGGAAAUGCCCGUCUGGACAGCCAGGAGAGCAGACGCCAGCUGCAACGCAAAGAGCUGGUAGAGAGGCUCCACAGACUCUACCCUGAAACAGUGGUAAGAGUCAGACUGAUGGCUGACAGUGAAUUUAGCUGGGAUGACUUCAAGAAGUCACUCAGGUUCUGCUAAAAUAAACCAUUACAGUUAAACAGACUGGUACUUGUUGGAUCUUUUGUGCUGCUGAAAUUCUUGGCUUCAUUUCCUCCCAUUUUUCUCUGUCAAUAUUUCCCUUUUCUUCCAUGGCAGUAUGGCCGUCUGUCUGACCUGUGCAGCCCCAUCCAUAAGAAAUACCAGCUGGCUGUCACCAAAGUGUUUGGCCGUUACAUGAACGCCAUCGUCGUGGCCUCUGAGAACGCAGCCCGUGAAUGUAUCGCAUUCCUCAAGGCAGAGCGGGUUGAACCUGAAACCUUCCUACCCAUCGACUACUUGGAGGUAAGUUGAAUCUCCUCAUAGUUGAACCAAAAAGACAGUUGGUGUAUCUCUGUAAGUUGGACAGUUUAUUUGCUUUUGUUCACUUCUUGCUUAGGUGAGUCCUCUGAAUGAGCGACUGAGGGAGGUGCCUGGCGCCAAGUUGGUGGUGGAUGUCGUCAAGGUGAACACUUCCCCAGCUGCUGCCCAGCUGAGGAGGGUGGUGCAGUUUGUCUGCGGCAACGCUCUGGUGUGUGAGACCAUCAAAGAAGCAAGGAGCGUGGCCUUUGACAGGCAGGGGCGCCUGAAGGUAAACCUUGUCCUCAUCCAAAGAGAAAAACAAAACAUCAUGUAUUUCCAGAUUGAUAUUGAGGAGGUGUGCACCCUGUUCUCUGAGGCAAUCAUAUGGUUCAUAGAAUUGACUUCAUCAGGGGAUGCUUUUGAAAUCGUACACCAACAAAUUGGUGUUAUGUUUUUUUUCCAUUCUUGUAAAGAUUAUAUCUCAGCAACAUCUUGAGGGAAUAUCAUCCAAAACUGUUUUCAUGUUCUCUGUAGACUGUCUCUUUGGAUGGGACUCUGUUUACAAAGUCUGGUAUCAUCUCCGGAGGCUCCAGUGACCUGAGAUCCAAAGCUCGGUGCUGGGAGGAGAAGGAGAUGAAGCAGCUGAUGGAACAGAAACACCAGCUGACGGCAGAGUUACGGGUGAGCAAACACAAGAAAACUGCAAAACCAAACUGUACUGCACCGUACACUGAAGAAACACAGGUGUAUGUGCAAUGCAUGAGUAUUUUACUGCCCCAAGUGGAGUGGAGGGUUUCCCUGACUAGGCCGUUUCCCCCGCUACCUGACUCUGGUUAAGCUGUAGAAGAUAGAUGGAUGAAUAGAUGGAACUUUCACUCUGUGAUUUGCCCCCUGUGAUAGGAUUUGAUGAAGCUGAAGCGGAAGGAGUCAGACCUGAAACAGAACACAGCUCAGGCUCAGGGUGUUCAGACACGUCUCAAAUACUCCACAUCUGAGUUGGAAAACCUGCGGAAGAAAAACAUCCUUCGCUGUCAGGCGGUGAGGGCCACUGACUCUUACUUUGACAGAUUCAUAUCAUCUCUGUUGUUUAGCAUGGAUGUAUAGUUUGUCUUUUCAAUCUCAAAGCUUGUAUAUAUGCCAGAGAAUAAUCAACAGAAGCUUGACGGUCCUCACUCUCUUCUUUUUUAUCAGGAGAUUUCUCGUAUGGAGAGUGAACUGGCAAACCUGGACUCUCAGAUCCUGAUGCAGCAGGAGAUGGUGGAGGCAAAAGAUGACGAGAUGAAGAAGAUUAGAAACCAGAUUAACCAGGUAAAAACCUAUUACAGCAUGAAAAACACCAUGUAAGGGAGACUGUCCAUGACACAUACUGAUGCAUCGUCAUUGAAUUGGAGUGUUGAAUACUGUUCAAAUAAAAAAGAAAUCCAAAAUCACAUCACUGUGGACUCAUUUUUAACCUUCUGUUAUUUACAUUUAGAGGCAAACGUCACUCAGUUUAGAGAGUAGUGUCAUAUUUGGUAAUUAAGUGAACUGCUCUAGAUGUGGCAGCUGGUAGAAAAUUCAUCCUUAAAUCUGCUUGGCUAUGGUGUAAUUUAUAGCGUUAAAAACAUGAUGGAUGCUCUGUGUUUUUAGGUGGAAGAUUUAGUGUUUUCUGACUUCUGCGCUGAGAUCGGUGUGGACAACAUCAGGGAGUACGAGCAGGAGUAUCUGAAACAGCAGGCAGAGCUGGACAAGAAGCGGUAUGACAACCAAACACUUGCAUCUCCAGUCAUCUACCCUGACAGCUUCACUUAAGUGAUUAAAUCUUCAGUGAAAUUAUGAAUUGUUGUAAAUGUUCUCUUCAAACAGACGGGAAAAUCACUUCUGUAAAUCACAAUUUAAAACGUUUGGGGAAAAGAAGAAAUGAUUUUUAAUAUUUUGAAACCAUUCUGUUACUUGACGUAAAUACGUGAGUUAACUAAUGCAACGAAGACAGUGGAGGAACUUCAUUUUUUGUGAUCAGAAAUGUUUGAAUUUGUCUCCUUUCAGUCUGGAGUUUGAGAGUCAGCGCACUCGCCUGAACGGCCAGCUGGAAUACACUCAAGACCAAGUGAGGCAGCAGAAGAAGAAGAUCCUCAAACUGACAGAAACUAUUGAACAGGCGCGGAGAAGCUUGGCUGAACAGAGAGAGGUCAUUGCAGACUUUCGAUCUGUGCAAAAUGACACUGAACCACAGACUGUUUACAAGGAGAAGAUUAAUCUGAAGACUGAUCAUUCUCAGUGAUCGCAAACCUCAUAAGCUUGAUGUCUUCACUUCUCUUAAAGGAUGAGGAGAGGCUGCUGGUGGUGGUAGAGGAGGGUCAGAACAAACUGCUGGAUCUUAAGAACCGGCUGCUGUCGAAGAAGAGUCAGGUGGCCGCUGCCAAAGCUGAGCUGGACAAGGAAACCCAGACUCUCCAAGACAUGAACAAGUAAUCACACCAAAAUCUUGCUUUUCUUUUUUGUUGGGUUUGUCUCAAAGUGGUCGAUUCAAAUUGAAGUUGUGAGACUUUCUAAUAGUUGGUAAGAGGUGACAAAGUUUUCAGACUUUAAAUCAUGCUGCAGUACUGUUUGAAUCUUUUAUUAUCCAGGUUUGAGACAGCUUUUGAGGUCUUUACAAAGAUUACAGCAAACAAACAACUUAUUCAGAACCCAUGUCUGUUUUGUGAUGAAUUACUACUUAAAACCGAACACCAGUGUGGGUUUUUUUCUUACUUUACAUCAAAACACUCUGAUCCUUCAGAAAUUCCAGGCUACCUUUGACUAACAUGAUACACCUUGAAAUCAAUGCAACUAAGAAGUCGUUCCAGCUCAUUUAUUUCUGCCUGUUUGUGUCUCAGAGAGUCUGUGAAGCUCCAGCGGGAGGUGAUGACUGCAGAGUCCGCCUUGGAGCAGAAACGUCUGGCCAGACACAACUUACUGCUGACCUGCAAGAUCCAGAGUCUGCCCGUCACAAUGCUGUCUGGGAGCCUGGACGAAAUCAGCGAGGUGCAGGUGAGAAACAGGGGAGCACAGAGGGGUUUUAAUUUUAGAGACUGAAACUCUUCGAAGGAGGACAUAAGCCCUGAGCAAGUUUUGAAAAGAACAGGAUGAUAAUUUGAGCUCAUGUUUUCUGCAGGUAAAGGAGGAGUACACCAUGGUAGCUACAUGCUAACAUUAGCACUUGAUUGAUUAUGACAGGAAAGCCUUUAAAUUUUUUGAAAACUGAAACAUAAUGUGAAAAACUUGAUUUUCCUGCAGCUGGACACAGAGUCUGAGAGCACCUUAGCCACCAUGGACAUCUAUGACAGAGAAGCGCAACUGGUCAUCGACUACUCUGAACUUGGGCCAGAUGUCAGGGUGAGACAGGCAGCCUCAUUAUUGCCCUCAACUCCUCAUAAUGCAGAUGAUCCGGAUUCAUUCUCCUGUGUGUGUGUGCAAAGGCUCUGCUGGAAAAGACACAAGCGGAGGACUACUUGGAGAAGAUGAAGGAGUCGGUGUCCUCCGUAGAGCUGCUGCUGCAUCGCACUUCUGCUCCCAACCUGAAAGCUCUGGAGAAGAUGAGGGAGGUGACGGACAAGCUGCAGGGAGUGACUGAAGGUAAUGUGGUGCUUCAUGUAUGUUGAUUUGAAAACAGAUGUAACUCACAGUGUCAGACCUUCAGAUGUGAACAGCUCUGAUACAUGUUUAUGCUUGUUUUGGAUCAUUUAUUUUAUUGAAACAGGAUUUGUAAUAUGCAAACUGCAGUUUCCAGACUCCUGAUUCCACUUUGUUUUCUGUCUCUACUCAGAAUUUGACGCCAGCGCUAGAGCAGCCAGGAAAUGCAGCCAGGAGUUCGAGCAAGUGAAAGUCCAGCGCUUCCAACUCUUCAGCCAGUGCUUUGAACACGUGUCAGUCGUCAUCGAUCAGAUCUAUAAACGAAUCUGCAGGAACAACAGCGCCCAGGUGAAGCUACCAAGCCUGAAACGAAUCAUCCCACUCACAUUUCUCUGUAAAUUUACAGCCAAGUCAGUUUGCUCUCCUAAAAUUCAAGGUUAUUUUACUCUAUUGUGAAGAACCGUAUAUCUGCACCUACUGUUAGGGGAACAAGUAUUUUGCCAGUAGUUUCAGUCAACAAGUGAGUUUUUUUCUACACUGCAGAAUUUUUUUGUCUGACUAUAAAAAAUAUCAAGGAGUAUCUUCCAAAAAGAAAACAGACAACCCCAAAGAGGAGAUCUAAUAAAUAAAAACUGAUGCAGACUUCUUUAUACGCUCCAGGCCAUUCUGAGCGCAGAGAAUCCAGAUGAGCCAUACCUCAGGGGCAUCAACUUCAACUGUGUGGCUCCGGGGAAACGUUUCAUGUCCAUGGACAAUCUGUCCGGUGGAGAGAAGGCCAUCGCUUCCUUGGCUCUACUGUUUGCCAUCCACAGGUAACACUGGGCUAGAAGCAGCUGGUUUAUAACCAUCCACAGUGAUGAAUUACAGCUCUGAAAAGAGGGUUUGCAGACGCACCACAGCUGUCCACACUCCACAGAUGAUAUGAUCAACCUCAGUUCUCUCUGUGGGCUGGGACUACUCAUGGUGUUAUGAGUUUUUAAGCUGAUGCACAGACUAAUGUAGUAAAAGAUAUGUAAUUUCAACGCCUGUUAAUCCUCUGGUCUUUCAUAUCAUUAACUUUAUUUGAUGGAUUUUAUCUACUGACAUGAUAUCUGUUGACUUAGCAGCUUUUUUCCUGCUGAAACUUUUUUUCUUCUUCACUUUUCACCUCUUUGAUAAUACAGCGCUGUGUGUUGGACUGUGCUUCAGAUGGUCUUUCUGAAGCCCUCCUCCUACAGUAUUUAACACCUGUUGCAUCAGUUCUCAUGACAGUGGACCUCCUAUUUAACCAUUACUGUUGGUCAGCAUAUGUUUGUGUGAUUCCUUCAAGUUUUCGCCCUGCGCCCUUUUUUGUCCUGGAUGAGGUGGAUGCGGCUCUGGACAACACCAACAUCGGCAAGGUAACACUUUACAACACCACAUACGUUUAUAUAGGGAAAUAAUGUGUUCAGUUUAAAGAGCACAAAAGAACAACUCGGGUACAGUAUUACCAUCAUUACGGUACCUGAUUUCUAAGCGUGUUUUUGUUUGUGUCCAGGUCACCAGUUUCCUCAGAGAAGAGUCCAGAAGUAACAUGCAGAUCAUCGUCAUCUCCCUGAAAGAAGAGUUUUUCUCACAGGCCGACGCUUUGCUCGGAGUCUACUCAGAUGUAGGAAAACUAUUAGAACACAUUGUUCGGUGAGGAAGAAAUUAAAAUGACUCUGAGCAAACUCUGUACUUCUGUCAACUUUUACAGUUCGAUGAAUGCAUAUUGAGCCGCAUUCUGACCCUCGACCUGCGUUCCUACCCUGUGGUUGAAGAGGACAAGGAACAACAGGCAGAAAGGGAGAAGUCCAGACCUGUGUAGCCGGGGAAUCUGCUGGAUGAAGCCUUUACAUGUGUGUCUUUUGAGUUACUGUUCACACACCAUGAAAUUGUCGACAGCAAUUUUACUUAGAGUUCAUGAAGUAGUUACCUGAAGAAAGGGAGAAACUUCAGUUUUCUAUGUUCCUUUUUAUGCCGUUGACUACCUCAAGUAGCUGGUUUUGUGUUUGUUAAAGAGAAAACGAGCAAAUUUUGCAAGAAUUAGUGCUAUGAAGACUCUUUAAAACAGUUGCUACUCCUCACACAUUAAAAAGACUGUUCAUGGUUUUAAUCUAGUUUUAAAUCUUUCUGGAUGUUCAGGAAACAUUUUGUA
Messenger RNA from Xyrichtys novacula (pearly razorfish), 9353 nucleotides. NCBI's taxonomy places the organism in Eukaryota, Metazoa, Chordata, Actinopteri, Labriformes, Labridae. The record is from the annotation of a GenBank genome assembly.